Molecule: messenger RNA, 960 nt
Organism: Puccinia triticina
Lineage: Eukaryota; Fungi; Basidiomycota; Pucciniomycetes; Pucciniales; Pucciniaceae
Exons: 9
Coding region: 1-960 (319 amino acids)
Source: RefSeq, a predicted model, not a curated record
AUGCAAUCGACACUUUCUCUUCAUCCCGCAACUUACUUCUUCAAACUCCUACUGAUCCAGGCUAUUGUGCAAAGCCUAUUGAUCGCACUCAUACCCAACGUUAACGCGCAGGCUCUUCAAGUCUCCUCUGGCCGGAAAACGCCGGGCCUUUCGCACUUGUUGUACGCCCGCCGCCCAGCCGAUCCGCGUGACCCACUCCAACCGUACGAAUGCGACCGGAAACCACUGAGUCCUGAAACCUGGAAAGAACUCAGAAUUGAUGACUACCUUAGAAAUUACCCGGGCGGACUGCAAGUAAACCUAACAGUGUUUGCCGCUCAAAAUAGCGCCCUCAACUUCGAAUGCGGCUUGAAUCUGUUUUGCUCAGCCGGUCAGCUCUGUUCUCCUAUCAGCGGCAGGGCAUGGUGGGUGCUAGCGGCUGCAGAGCAAUAUACCAUGUAUCAUGAUUCCCUCUACACUGCCAUCGCCUUCGCGGCCGGUCAAACAAAAGCCAUUGGAGCCGAGCUUGUAAAUGAUUUGUACAAACAAGAUGCCAAAAGGAAAUUUCAACUGUUCCAAGAAAUAGCAAUGAUACUCACCCUGAUCAUGUCUGUCGUGGCCCUCAUAGCCGGUGUAGUAACGGCUGCCGGUGGGGCAAUAGUGGCAAUCGCACAAGUCACGAUGAUCAUGAAAGCACAAGCCCAAGAGCUUCAAGCCGGCAAACAAGACACGUUCACCAAGUGGGCUCAUUACGAAGAUCAAAUUUCACACUGGCAACAAAAUGCCCAAACAAAGAUCGGUGAGAGAAUGAAGGAAUUCAUUGAAUCUCCUGUAAGUAGCCCCAAAGGUCUGCUUGGAGCCUUGGCGGGUGGCGAUUACUGUUGUAACAACCAAAAACUGGAUUCAAUUGACUUGGAACAAAAAUUGUCUCGGAUUCUUACCAUCCAAAUGGCCGGUCAGAUACUUCGGGCAAAGACUUAA